Messenger RNA from Rotaria socialis, 1599 nucleotides. The record is from the annotation of a GenBank genome assembly. Lineage: Eukaryota; Metazoa; Rotifera; Eurotatoria; Philodinida; Philodinidae.
AUGCCGAAAAAAGCAAAAGGAAAAAAAGGUGGCAAAGGAAAAAAGGGCAAAAAGGGUAAAAAAACUCAAGAAAAAGAAGAGGCAGCUCUUAAAAUGGGCCUUCAUAAUUCAAAUCUAUGGGAAGCUCAAGUGACCAUGAUGGAUCUAUCGCGGAAACAUUAUCGAGACAUAGCUAAUAGUCUGGCUAAUGAAAAUGAAGCCAUGCGGGAUCAAAUGCGUCUAACGGAAAAAGAUACCAUUGAUGUUGUAACUUUUCUUAAAAAACAAGAUGCUGAUAAAGAUGCCGACAUAGAUCGAUUCCAACAGAAUGUUAAAAUUCUCAAAAUGAACCAUCGAAAAAUGAAGGAUGAAUUAAUCAGUGAUUUUACUCGAGAAAAACGUCAAUUAGAUGACAAAUUAUCUCGGAAAGACAGCGAACUUGAAAUAGUUCGUCAUGAACUUAAUCAAGUGAAAGAAUUUCGUAAGAAAAAGACUCAAAUGCAAAAAGAACUCGAAGAAAUAAAAGAAGCAAUGAUCUCUAACGAACGUGAACAUAAAGAUACAGUAUCGAAAUUAGAACUGAAAUUUUUCGAAGAAAAAAUGCGUUUACAACAAGAAUCAAAUAAGAAAAUUGACGAAAUAGCUACACGCGCACAAGAAGAAGCAUUAAAAAGUUUAGACGAAACAAAUCGUAAUGUCUAUAAAGAAAAUAUUGAGCUUAUUGAAUCACUACGUACACAUAAACAAGAAAUGGAUGAAUUACAAAGAUUAAAAGAACAACUGUUAAGAUUAAUAGCAAAUACAAGUAAUGAUAAAGAAUUAAAUGAAAUAUUAAUAAAAGAAAAACUUGAACAAGUUCACAAACAAAAUAAUGUUAUCAGAGAAUUAAAAGAAAAAAUUCAGAUACUAGAAUCAUCAUUAACACAAUUUAUACAGGAAUUCGAUGUUGAACGAAAAAAUAUUAUUGAAGAAUCGCGUAUUAAACAUGAAUCAUCGCGUGCUGACAUAAUAAAAUUACAACGUGGAUUAGAAUUAAAAACAAAAGAAAUGAAUAAAGUUAGAAAAUUAGCUAAGAUUAUUAUUGAACAACGUACAGAAUUAGAAACAUUCUUCUUAGAUGCUUUACAACAUGUUAAAAAACAAAUUGCUUUAAAUCGUUUACAAUAUCGAAAAGAUGCAUUUAGUGCUUAUCAAAAUCGAAUGUUAAAUGCUCAUCAUGGACAAGGAGAUUAUCCCAGAAUACGAACAUUUAAUGAAACAUUUCAUGGAUACAGUACAAAUAGUGUUUUUCAUGAUUUAGAAGAAGCAACAAAAUGGACAAAUCUUGGUACAGAAGUUGAUAUUGCUGAUUUAACAUGGGAACAAAAAGAACAAGUACUUCGAGCUUUAUUCAUACGAAUGAAUGCAAGAAAAGCUAAUAUGACAGAAUUAACUAUGAACGAAAAUCGUUUGGAAAAUGAGAAUCGUCCGUUGGAUACUAAUCAUGAUAACAGAAAUAAUGCAUUUCUAACACAAGGAAUCAAUACAAUACAAAAUGGAAGUUCAUCUGAUUCAAGAAGUAACGGCAGCGUAUCCGACUUGCCUAAAUUACCUCAAAUUACUGCUGCAGCGACUACAUAA